AUGCCGCCUUGGCCAGCUCCAUACCGUUUCCAUAGUUGGCCGCUGUCCAAGAUGGUCUCUGUUGUUGCCAGUGGCGGCGCACCGCAGACAUGUGGGCUGACGCGAGGUCUCGGGUCCAUCUAUCUGUACCGGCACUCACUCCUUACUCUUCCUUCUUUUGACUCGACACAUUUAGUAUUUUUAUCCCUUCCAUGCAUCUCCCGUUUUCAUAUCAACAUAUUAUUUUCCUUCUUUUCGCUUCGAAUUUUUCUCCUUCUUUUUUUUAGCCUCUUCAUACCACUUUAUCUGCUUAACAUUCUCUCUCUCUCUCUCUCUCUCUCUCUCUCUGUCUCUCUCUCCCUCUCCUACUCUGUUUCUCUGUCCUUCUCUCUUUCUCUUCCUUUUAUCUUCACACUUUGUUUAUCUUUUUUUUUAAUCUAUUUAGAGCUCUUUGUUACUUCUUUUUCAUACAACCAUUCAUUUACUCUCUUUUUUUCUUUCUUUUUUUUCAAUUUUUCUUUCUUCAUUACUUCCCUUUGUUUUACUUAUUGCAUUACGUUGCAACUUCUUUCUGUUUGUCUAUCUUUCUUUUACAUGUAUUAUUCUUUUAAGUCGCUAAACCUUUCUUUUUAUUUACAGAUUACUUCAUUCUUACUUUAUUUCUCCCUUCCAUUCGUAGAUUUUAAAUGCCUUCGUAUUUUUCUUCUUUCCUAG
Acanthosepion pharaonis is the source of this 693-nucleotide messenger RNA. Lineage: Eukaryota; Metazoa; Mollusca; Cephalopoda; Sepiida; Sepiidae. The record is from the annotation of a GenBank genome assembly.